UCCAACCAGGUCACAAUGGCUGGAGCUCUGAAGGGCUCAGGCCCCCUGAGCCAGGAGGAGAGGAGGAAGUCCAAGGAAAGAUGGCUGGCAGUCACCCCUACUUCAACCUGCUGGACAUCACCCAGCCAUCGCCGGCCUCCACUCCGCCCAACCUCCCCUCGAACCAGCGCUGCUGGACCUCGGAUGCAACCAAGGGCCUGCUUGUUGCCUUGCUGGGUGGGGGCCUGCCUGCUGGCUUCAUAGGCCCCUUCUCCCGCAUGGCUUACCAGGCUUCCCGCUGGCCUUCGCUGGAGAUGCUCAUCGGUCGAUGCCUCUUCCACCUCCCCAUUGCCCUGCUACUUAAGCUGCGUGGUGACCCACUGCUGGGACCUCCUGAUGUCCGGGGCCGGGCCUUCCUCCAUGCUCUGCUCAACGUCCUCAGCAUCGGAUGUGCCUACACUGCGGUUCAAGUGGUGCCUGCUGGCAAUGCUGCCACUGUUCGUAAAGGUUCUUCUACCGUGUGCUCCACUCUCCUCGCCCUCUGCCUUGAGAGUCAGGGUCUCAGUGGCUACGACUGGUGUGGCCUGUUGGGUAGCACCCUGGGAUUAAUCAUCAUUGUGGGACCUGGACUAGGGACACUGCAGGAGGGGACCACAGGCCUCUACACUGCCCUAGGCUAUGGGCUGGCUUUCCUAGGAGGUCUGGCUCUAUCACUGGGGCUUCUGGUCUACCGCUCCCUGCAAUUCCCCUCCUGCCUACCAACAGUGGCCUUCCUAUUUGGAUUGGUGGGGCUUUUGGGCUCUGUGCCAGGCCUCUUUCUGCUACAGACCCCUGUGCUACCCAAUGACCCUCUGAGUUGGAGCUGUGUGGGAGCAGUGGGGAUCCUUGCUUUGGUCUCCUUUGUGUGUGUGAGCUAUGCAGUCACCAAGGCCCACCCUGCCCUGGUGUGCGCUGUCCUGCACUCUGAGGUGGUAGUGGCCCUGAUGUUGCAGUAUUAUGUCCUCUAUGAAACUGUGGCACCUUCUGACAUCAUGGGGGCAGGGGUCAUGUUGGGCAGCAUUGCCAUCAUCAUUGCCAAGAAUCUCAGCUGUAAGAGGGAAGGGCAGGUUGAGGAAUGCCAUCAAACUUGAUGGGGCUGGGGAUGUGGCUCAAGUGGUAGCGCGCU
Molecule: messenger RNA, 1144 nt
Organism: Marmota flaviventris (yellow-bellied marmot)
Lineage: Eukaryota; Metazoa; Chordata; Mammalia; Rodentia; Sciuridae
Gene: Slc35g6
Product: solute carrier family 35 member G6
Cellular component (GO): membrane
Source: RefSeq, a predicted model, not a curated record